AUGUCGAGUCUGCGUCCAGGAUCCAACAAUCAUACUGGCCUUAACUUCCCCCAGGCCAGUAUUCGUCGGAACCCGUAUCCUCCUCCUCACCCAGGCCAGCAGAGCAAACAAUCCCCCGCGCCUCAUGCCGCGUCUCCAUAUCAGACACAGGCAUAUCAGCCCCAACAACCGCCUACUGGAUACCCUCAGCAUCUCUUCUCAAACCCGACGCACGUGAAUGGUAGUCUUUCCAAUGGCUCGUCGCGUUCUUCCACCUCACACAUGUCUAGUGCGGUGCCUAGUCCGCUCGACGUGUCUAGCACGCGGGGUGUACCGCAAUCACGCUCUCAGAUGAUGUUUCCUACUUUGGGACAGGUUAUGCCUAAUCAGCUACACCAUCCCCAGCAGCAACAGCAGAUGCACCCUCAGCACCUGACUCAUCCUUCUCAUCCUCUGAAUCAGCCUCGACAAACUCUCCACCAGCACCAUGCUCAGCAGUCCCCUCAGCAGCGGCCCCAAUCCCAACAAGCUCAGCCAACGCCGAAGCUUGGUCAGGUUCAGGUGAAAUCCCAGGCCCCUUCGCCUCCGCUGCCCCAGCAGCCCAGUCAGCAACAGGCUCAGACGCACCAGCAGCUUCAGCAACAGCUGCAACAACAACAACAGCAGCAUCAUUUGCAACAGCAGCAGCAACUUCAGCAGCAGCAACACCAGCAGCAGCUUCAGCAACAGCAGCUGCAACAACAGCAACAGCAGCAUCACCAACAACAGGCGCACCAACAAGUUCACCCGCAGCAGCAUCAACAACAACAACAACAGCAGCAGCAGCUACACUCUCAGCAGCAACAACAACAGCUUCGCACCCCUCAACAGGAGCAGCAGCAGCUUCAGCACCCACAGCAGCAUGAACAGCCGAGGGCCCAGUCACUCCAGCAGCCGCCACCACCCCGGCAACAGAAACAGCAGAAGCAACGUGAGCAACAACGAGAACAGCAACGCGACCAACAGGCCCAGCAGCAGCAAAUUCAGCAAGCCCAGCAAGCCCAGCAAGCCCAACAGGCGCAACAGGCGCAACAGGCGCAACAGGCUCAGCAGGCUCAACAGGCGCAACAGGCUCAGCAGGUCCAACAACAGGCUCAGCAGCAGGCUCAACAACAGCAAAAACAACAGCCCCUUCCUGCAGAGCCGGUCCCGCAACCGCAGGUCCAGCCACAGCAACAGAAGCAAGAUACCAACGGAGAUGAAUCGAUGGACGUUGAUAGUCAUGCAAAUGGUGAGGAGGCUGGGGGUUUGGAUAUGAAGAUGCUGGCAGAUCCUAACUACAUCCCCUCGCAACCAUUGGGAGAGAUGAUGUCACCACCCCCGGAGGGAGGAAGCUAUCCCACUCUCGAGGCUGUCCAGAAGGCUGUUCUUCGAUAUUGUACGUCUGUCGGUUAUGCUAUUGUCAUCGGACGCUCGAAGAAGACGGUACCUGGAUUAAAGAAGGUGCUGUUCGUUUGUGAUCGCGCUGGUAAGCCACCCAGUCGUGUGAGCCCUGAGUGCCGAAAGCGAAAGACUUCUUCCCGAAAGUGUGAUUGCCCAUUUGGGUUUUUUGCUAUAGAGCAGCGUACACAGUGGACGAUUCGAUACCGUCCGGAUCCUUCUCAUCUCCAGCAUAACCAUGGGCCAAGUGAGAGCCCAUCGCAUCACCCGGCGGCACGUAAGCUUGAUAGUAAGAUGGUUGCCGCUGUGAAGCAGCUCAAGGAAAAUGGCGCUGGCGUCUCGGAGACGCUGCAGAUACUGCAGACCGAAAACCCGGACUGUCACCUUCUGCCACGCGACAUAUACAAUGCUCGUGCGGCUAUCAAUCGCAACCCCCAAAAGGUUGCCACGGAUCUGGCAGAGAACAGGCCAGCUAUAUAUAGCAAACCUCACCAGUCACCCGAAGAUCGGAUACGUGCCGAAUUAAGGCGCGAAAUUGCCAAGGUAAGGGAAGAUAUGCAAAAAAUGGAAGAAGAAAAAGACAAAGAGAUCAGCGAGCUCAAGACAAAACUUGAAGAGAAAGAUGUCACCAUCAAGAAAUUCGAAGAGUUUAUAGACAUCUGCAACGAGCGAGUUAUGUUCCAGCGACAGCGACUGGCAGGAAGCAAUGCCAAUGGGGCCAGCCAACCUCAGGCCUAA
Molecule: messenger RNA, 2136 nt
Organism: Fusarium sp. VM40
Lineage: Eukaryota; Fungi; Ascomycota; Sordariomycetes; Hypocreales; Nectriaceae
Source: the annotation of a GenBank genome assembly